Molecule: messenger RNA, 1654 nt
Organism: Neodiprion fabricii
Lineage: Eukaryota; Metazoa; Arthropoda; Insecta; Hymenoptera; Diprionidae
Gene: rdx
Product: protein roadkill
Exons: 8
Coding region: 126-1250 (374 amino acids)
Biological process (GO): proteasome-mediated ubiquitin-dependent protein catabolic process; regulation of proteolysis
Cellular component (GO): cytoplasm; nucleus
Molecular function (GO): ubiquitin protein ligase binding
Source: RefSeq, a predicted model, not a curated record
UUUGUUUGAGUCGUCCUCAGGCCUUGUUGUCUGAUAGAAAGCGAUAUGUCUCUCCGAUCCCGGUGGUGAGUGACUGCGCACCGCAGACGUCGCGGGUCACGUCGAACUUGCACAGCAGCAGUAGCAUGGCGGUGAGCCGGGUUCCGAGCCCUCCGCCGCCCGAAGUCAACACGCCCGUCGCCGAGAACUGGUGCUACACGCAGGUGAAGGUGGUCAAGUUCAGCUACAUGUGGACAAUAAACAACUUCAGCUUCUGCCGAGAGGAAAUGGGUGAAGUCCUCAAGUCGUCUACUUUCUCGGCAGGGGCAAACGACAAACUUAAAUGGUGCCUGAGAGUGAAUCCUAAGGGUUUGGACGAGGAAAGUAAAGACUACCUCUCUUUAUAUCUACUGCUUGUCUCGUGCAACAAAUCCGAAGUCAGAGCAAAGUUCAAAUUUUCUAUUCUUAAUGCCAAAAGGGAAGAAACCAAAGCUAUGGAGAGCCAGCGAGCCUAUAGGUUUGUGCAAGGAAAGGACUGGGGGUUCAAAAAAUUCAUACGAAGAGAUUUCCUACUAGACGAAGCAAAUGGACUUUUGCCCGAUGACAAACUCACGAUAUUCUGUGAGGUAAGUGUCGUUGCCGAUAGCGUAAACAUCUCUGGGCAGAGUAAUACGAUACAAUUCAAAGUUCCCGAAUGCCGGCUACCCGACGAUCUUGGACUGCUAUUUGAAAACCAAAAAUUCAGUGAUGUCACACUCACCGUUUGCGGUAGAGAAUUCCAGGCACACAAAGCGAUACUUGCUGCUCGAAGUCCUGUAUUUUCGGCAAUGUUUGAGCAUGAAAUGGAGGAACGAAAACAAAACAGAGUCGAUAUAACGGACGUUGAUCACGAAGUCUUGAGAGAAAUGUUACGCUUUAUAUAUACGGGGAAAGCGGCAAAUUUAGAAAAAAUGGCUGACGAUUUACUCGCAGCUGCAGAUAAAUAUGCACUUGAGAGGCUUAAAGUAAUGUGCGAAGAGGCGUUAUGUACGAGUUUAGCUAUUGAGAAUGCGGCGGAUAUUCUUAUCCUUGCCGAUCUUCAUAGCGCUGAUCAACUCAAAGCGCAAGCCAUAGAUUUUAUUAACACACAUGCAACAGACGUGAUGGAUACAGCAGGGUGGAAAUCAAUGAUCCACUCUCAUCCGCACCUCAUAGCAGAAGCUUUCCGCGCUUUAGCGACCCAACAGAUCCCACCAAUCGGUCCGCCGAGGAAACGGAUGAAGCAAAGCUGAAAGCAGACGCCCUUAGCCCCGGGGAUAACGACAACGUCGCCCCCUCCUCUAUUACAUCCCUCUUGACUCUGUGUACAGUGAUGAAAAGGAAAGGACAGAAGAUAAGAUUAGUGGUGAAUAAUAAAGUCAAUGUUUCCUAGCGAGCCCCUCACCACUGUCACCACCACCUGGUCCAGAGUCCAGAUAUUGAAUCCGGAAAUAGCUAAUGACUGACUUGUCGCAUGGAUGAGCUGGCAUAACGUAAACAUGAUACAGAUGAGCCAGAGAAAAUAUCCGGUUUCAAGCGAUACGAUAUAGCUAAGGCGCAUUCCACCAAACCAGACUUUCGUGUUCUGUGACCACUGUCGGUGGUAGAGAUAUUGUGACUGUGUCACUCGUCGCUCGCUCACGAUAAAAACAUUAAA